This is a messenger RNA of Conger conger (European conger), 2057 nucleotides long. It is a transcript of the gene angptl7, whose product is annotated as angiopoietin-like 7. The transcript is spliced from 5 exons. The record is from RefSeq and is a predicted model, not a curated record. NCBI's taxonomy places the organism in Eukaryota, Metazoa, Chordata, Actinopteri, Anguilliformes, Congridae. The coding region runs from base 249 to 1277 and encodes 342 amino acids.
ACAGCCUGAGCACACAGCUGGGUGUGAGAGACAGAGAAAGAGAGAGACAGAGAGAGAGAGAAACAGACCGAGACCCCACAACAACAACAACACUAAAACUCCUGCGAAAACUUCACUCCUGCGACCGCGACUGCAGCUCUUGUCCCCAGGCCGCCCGCUCAGCCUCUCCACCACAGCGCACGGAAGAGACCCCCCCGCGGAGCACCAGGAGAGCGCCAUCCCCUCUGCCCGUUCCCCGUUCUCCAGCCAUGACGACGAGCGCGUUCCUGCGGUUACUGGCCCUGGGCCUGGCGCUGCUGCUCCUGCCCGUGACGGGGCAGACCCUGCGGGACCCGCGCAAGAGGCCGCCGCCCGCACAGAAGGCCGGCGCUAAGGGCCAGUGCUGCGAGGACGUGCGGGCGCUGAAGGUGCAGGUGGCCAACCUCAGCAGCCUGCUGGAGGAGCUGACCCGGAAGCAGGACACCGUGGUGCGGCAGCUGAUGGACCUGGACAACCAGAACCGGGUCCAGGAGGCCCGCGUCACCGAGGCCGAGAGCAAGUACUCCGAGAUCAACAACCGCGUGGACAUCAUCCAGCUGCAGGCCUCGCAGUCCCUCACCCAGACCACCUCAGAUGCCAUCUACGACUGCGCAUCGCUGUACAGCAGGAACUAUAAGAUCUCUGGAGAGUACAAGCUGCCCGCCGACGGGUUCCUGGGUACGCCGGAAAUGGAGGUGUUCUGUGACAUGGACACGGACGGAGGCGGCUGGACGGUCAUCCAGAGGCGCAAGGUGGGCCUGACGUCCUUCGACCGCGACUGGAAGCAGUACAGGAAGGGCUUCGGCGCCGUGCGGGGGGACUUCUGGCUCGGCAACGACAACCUCUUCCGCCUGACCCGGCAGCCCACCGCGCUGAGGAUCGAGCUGGAGGACUGGGAAGGUCAUGUUCGCUAUGCAGAGUACAAGUACUUCAGCCUCAGCGACGAUGCCAACAGCUACAAGCUGUUCAUCUCCGGCUACAGCGGAAACGCAGGCCAGGACUCCCUGCGCUACCACAACAACACCAACUUCAGCACCAAGAACAAGGACAACGACAAGUGCGUGGACGACUGCGCCCAGCUGCGCAAAGGGGGCUACUGGUACAACUGCUGCACCGACUCCAACCUGAACGGCGUGUUCUACCGCCACGGAGAGCACACCAGCCACACGGACGGCAUCACCUGGUACGGCUGGCACGGGCCCAACUACUCCCUCAAGCGCGUGGAGAUGAAGAUCCGGCCCCACAGCUUUCAACCGUAGAGACCCUGGAGGACUGGGAGGGGUCUCCGGGAGGUCUCGCGGCUUCCCGAAAACACAAAACAACCAAAGUGGCACGCGCCUUUUCCAUAUCUGGGAACACUCUGAUAGUUUAGGAUUUUUUUUUUUUUUUUUUUAUGUUUUGUUUUUGUUUUUUGUUUUUUGUGGAAUAUUUCUUCUGAACAAAUCUGUGCUGUAUUAUGUUUGUUUGUAAAUUGUAGUUGAAUUGAAAUAUUUAUCUUUUGAAAUAUGUUUGUUCGGCUGUUCAGAACAAAAAAAGGUCAACCAGCAAGACCACUGUUUGGUGAACAUUAACACAAUCAAAACCAUUUCAAUGAACCUGAAAUAGAGGAGCAAUUCUCCCUUAAAGGUUCAGAUUUUACCUUUUUACAGUACAGUUCAUUUUUUGUCUGCUUCAACUGAAAUAGAUAGUCCUAAGAAAUAAUCAAAAUAUAUCAGGUUCACAUAAACAACAACCGCAGAAUGCAGUGUGGCGUAUGAUGUAACCAUGUACACUCUACGUAAUAAUCCAAAACCAUAAACUCUAGAUUACUAACGGACUGUAGCUUUGUUUAUAACUGAAAAGGGAACAACCACAGGGUUCUAUUUGCAACCUAUCAGGAGUGGAUUUUUAUUUGACUUUAUUUAAGAUUUUUUAUUGUGAAACACACUAAAUGCAAAUAUGUUUUUUGUCCAUGUAAUUUGUCCUUUGUAAUUUGUAAAAUGUGUACAGGUCUGUAUGGUAUUAUUCUGUUCAAAUAAAACUUUGUAUUUUUAAGAAAA